Asparagus officinalis (garden asparagus) is the source of this 2218-nucleotide messenger RNA. RefSeq names its product beta-glucosidase BoGH3B-like. Gene Ontology annotation, biological process: glucan catabolic process. Gene Ontology annotation, molecular function: beta-glucosidase activity. NCBI's taxonomy places the organism in Eukaryota, Viridiplantae, Streptophyta, Magnoliopsida, Asparagales, Asparagaceae. The transcript is spliced from 10 exons. The coding region runs from base 181 to 2064 and encodes 627 amino acids. The record is from RefSeq and is a predicted model, not a curated record.
AUGUAACACGCAUUUUCAUUAUUGUUUUUAUAGAUGAUUUCUCUUUUGUCCCUAUAUAAAUCUCCCAAGUGUUCUUUCUCUUGGGACAGUUCUCCUUCUCUCUUCUCUUUCUCCCUGUCUCUCUCCCUAGAACCAGGAAGCCAUUUUUUUUAAAAUACAUUGUCUGUGCCCGAAUCAAAUAUGGGGACUUUGCAAGUUCUAUGUUUGGGCAUUUUAUUCUUAUUACCAGCAUGUUCAAUCAGGGGAAAUGCUGAGUAUAUAAAAUAUAAGGACCCUAAACAGCCCGUUGGUGCUCGAAUAAAAGAUCUAAUGCAGCGGAUGACCCUUGCUGAAAAGAUUGGUCAAAUGACUCAAAUUGAGCGCAAAGUUGCAUCACCGCAAGUCAUGAAAGAUUACUUCAUAGGUAGCUUAUUGAGUGGUGGGGGAAGUGUGCCUGGUCCUCAGGCUUCAGCAGAGGCUUGGGUGAACAUGGUAAAUGAUUUCCAAAAGGGUUGUCUUUCGACGCGUUUAGGGAUUCCUAUGAUUUAUGGGAUUGAUGCUGUUCAUGGUCAUAAUAAUGUCUAUGGUGCUACUAUAUUCCCUCAUAAUAUUGGACUUGGUGCUACACGGGAUCCUGAUCUAGUGAAGAGAAUUGGUGCUGCAACGGCUCUUGAAGUCAGGGCAACAGGCAUCCCUUAUGCUUUUGCUCCAUGUAUUGCGGUUUGCAGAGAUCCAAGAUGGGGCCGGUGCUAUGAAAGCUACAGUGAAGAUCACAAGGUUGUCCGAGCCAUGACAGAAAUUAUACCUGGUUUACAAGGAGACGCUCCAAAAAAUUUUAGGGGUCCUUAUGUUGGUGGAAAAGACAAAGUUGUAGCUUGUGCCAAGCACUUUGUUGGUGAUGGGGGUACACACAACGGAAUCAAUGAGAAUAAUACUCUCGUUGAUCAGCGUGGACUCUUCAGUAUCCAUAUGCCUGCUUACUAUGACUCAAUUGCUAAGGGUGUCUCCACUGUCAUGGUCUCUUACUCAAGCUGGAAUGGUGUCAAAAUGCAUGCCAAUAGGAAUUUGGUAACCGGUUUUCUUAAGAACAAACUUAAAUUUAGGGGAUUUGUGAUUUCAGAUUGGCAGGGAAUUGAUAGGAUCACUAGUCCACCUGGUGCAAACUACACUUAUUCUGUCCAAGCUGGAGUUAAUGCUGGUAUUGAUAUGAUAAUGGUUCCUAAUGACUACACUGAGUUCAUCAACGCGCUGACCACUCUCGUCAACAACAAAGUGGUUCCAAUGAGCAGAAUUGAUGAUGCUGUAAAAAGAAUUCUUCGUGUGAAAUUCGUCAUGGGUCUCUUUGAAAACCCUCUUGCUGAUCUUAGUUUGGCUAACGAGCUUGGUAAGAAGGAACACAGGGAGCUAGCUAGAGAAGCAGUGAGGAAAUCACUGGUGCUGCUGAAAAAUGGGAAACCUGGUAAUCAUCCAAUGCUGCCUCUACCUAAAAAAGCCCCAAAGAUUCUUGUUGCAGGAACUCAUGCCGAUAACUUGGGUUAUCAAUGUGGAGGUUGGACAAUAGAAUGGCAAGGAACCAGCGGAAAAAUGACAAUUGGAACCACGAUCCUCGAUGCCAUUAAAUCAACCGUCACCCCUUCAACCACUGUCGUCUACUCUCAGAACCCUGACGCCAACUUCAUCAAGAGCAGCAACUUCUCCCAUGCCAUUGUCGUAGUUGGAGAAACCCCGUACUCCGAGACCAAUGGAGACAGCCUCAACCUCACUAUCCCAGAGCCUGGACCGAGCACAAUCCAGACGGUCUGUGCUUCUGUCGAGUGUGUCGUUGUUGUAAUCUCUGGGAGGCCGGUCGUUAUGGAGCCGUACAUGAACUCCAUCGAUGCUCUUGUCGCUGCGUGGCUGCCAGGUUCAGAGGGCCAAGGGGUUACUGACGUGAUAUUUGGAGAUUACGGGUUCAGCGGGAAGCUGUCGAGGACUUGGUUUAGGAGAGCGGAUCAGUUGCCCAUGAAUGUUGGGGAUGGGCAUUAUGAUCCUUUGUUCCCAUUUGAGUUUGGGUUGACGACGAAGCCUAUCGUUUCGAUAAAUUAGAGGGGGGAGAGGUUGCUUCUUUUCUUGUUGUGCCUCCCCUUCUUCCUCUUCUUUCAUGGAUGUGUAGUACUAGAGAGGGACUGUGACGGUUUUUUUUUUUUUUUAGGUGUUGGAUUGAUGAAAGAACGUAGUCAUUUUGUUGUUAUCACCUCAA